GUUUCAGUGAGCCCAGCAUGGCAAACUCGUCACGGAUCCAGAACGUGGUUCCCCGACCAGGCUUCUCCGCCUUGCAUCGGCUGAGAAAAAAGCGGAAAGGCCAGCGCGUGAAGGACCCUCUCGACGACCUCCUCCUGAAGACGCUGACGUCUCAGCGGGCCAUGGAGGAGCGCUUCCUGCAGAUGGAAGAGCGCCGGUUCCAGCGCGACCUGGACGCGGAGGAGCGACGGAUGCAGCUGGAGCAGCGCAGGUUCGAGCUGGAGCGGGAGCACGAGUUCCGCAUGUUCAACGUCUUCGCCCAGAUGCUCAGCAUCCUCAAGCAGAACCACAGCGGCUCCUCCUCCUCCUCCAUCGCGGUGCCUCGGGGCUUGGACUUCAGCCAGGCGCUGUCCGAAAUUGCGGGGAUGGGAGGAGGAGGAGGAGGAGGGGGUGACCUGCAAGAGAUGAGGGCUCGACCGCUUACCCAGAGAAAGUUUGACCUGCACAGCUACUGCAACCCUGGUGACUUCCAGAGGAGCCCUUACCUCUCCGCUCGCGGCAACAUCGCCAACAUCUUCCGUGGCUCCACUGAGGAGGGGUACAAAGCUUAUCACGCCGACAAGUACGAUGAAGACAAGAACCCCAACGGCAUAAUAAACUUUGGCACCAGUGAGAAUAAACUCUGCUUUGACCUGAUGUCUAAGCGGCUGACACAGACCGAUAUGAACCUGAUGGAGCCUCCACUGCUUCAGUAUCCCGACUGGAAGGGACAUAUGUUUCUGCGCGAGGAAGUGGCUCGGUUUUUGACCUAUUACUGCAAGGCCCCUGCACCUCUUAAGGCAGAAAAUGUAAUUGUUUUAAAUGGUUGCGGCUCUUUAUUUUCUGCGUUAGCUACAGUCCUUUGUGAUCCAGGGGAAGCUGUUCUGAUUGCUACUCCCUUUUACGGUAGCAUUACCCAGAGUGUCUUCCUCUACGGUAACGUCAAGCUGGUGUAUGCCUAUUUAGACAGUAAGAUUACUGGAACAAGCACUCGGCCUUUUCAGCUUACAGUGGAAAAACUGGAAAAAGCCUUGCAGGAUUCCCGGGCUGAGGGUGUCACCGUAAGGGCCUUAAUUCUUCUGAAUCCUCAAAAUCCCCUCGGGGACAUCUACUCUUUGUCAGAGCUACGGGAUUACCUGGAAUUUGCCAAAAGACAUGAAUUGCAUGUGAUAGUAGAUGAGAUCUACAUGCUGUCAGUUUUUGACGAGUCAGCCACGUUUCACAGUGUCCUGGGCAUGGACAGGUUGCCCGAUCCGCAGCGGACUCACGUGAUGUGGGGAAUCAGCAAGGAUUUCGCCGUCUCUGGGAUUCGUUUUGGUACUUUAUAUACAGAGAACCAAGAUGUUGCUAACGCGGUGGCUUCUUUGUGUUAUUUCCACGGGGUUUGUGGACCUGUCCAGCACAAGGUCGCGCAACUGCUUAGAGACAGAGACUGGAUCAACCAGGUGUACCUGAGGGCCAACCAUGCCCGCCUAAAAGCUGCCCACACGUAUGUGACAGAUGAACUGAAGACGCUCCGCAUUCCUUUUCUGAACCGCAAUGCAGGCUUCUUUGUCUGGAUUGAUUUCCGAAAGUACCUUCGGACAGGGACGUUUGAGGAGGAGAUGCUGCUCUGGAGGCGUUUUCUGGACAACAAGGUCCUCCUGUCCUGCGGUAAAGCCUUUGAAUGCAGUGAACCGGGGUGGUUCCGCAUCAUCUUUGCUGACAAGACCCACCGGCUCCAGUUAGGCAUGCAGCGGAUCCGCAAGGUUUUGGAAGAGAGGGAGCAGGUAGGAGAUCCUGGCUGAGGAGAAGGAGCAGCCUUGUCAGUCGGAUCAGGACGGCAAAGCGGAUAGCACGGAUGAAGUCAUCUUUGUGUCCCGCCACCAGGAACCUACCUGCGCUGGUAGCUCCAACCUCGGUGAGCUCAUCGGCCUCCUGCAGCAACAGAUGCGCUCGUCCGACUGGCUGCAGAAAAACACAGCCGAGCAGUUUGCGCGGGAAAAGCCAGAGAUCUACGACGUGUUCAGCAAACUGGUGGGGAAGCAGUGAGGGUCAGCGUGCCUUCAGGGGGUGUUCCUGAGCAGUGACCAACCCUGGGCCCCUAACAGCUCAGCAGUGACUUCCAGCAAAUGAUGUAUUUUCUGUAUAGCAAGAAAAUCCCUUUGUAAAAGCCCUCCUCUCUCCGCCCUGUUUGAGAGCUCUAAUUUGUAUUAUAUAGCUGCGUUCCUUGGAUUGGGGUGAAGG
Molecule: messenger RNA, 2244 nt
Organism: Apaloderma vittatum (bar-tailed trogon)
Lineage: Eukaryota; Metazoa; Chordata; Aves; Trogoniformes; Trogonidae
Product: 1-aminocyclopropane-1-carboxylate synthase-like protein 1
Exons: 14
Biological process (GO): biosynthetic process; amino acid metabolic process
Molecular function (GO): transaminase activity; pyridoxal phosphate binding
Source: RefSeq, a predicted model, not a curated record